AUGGAUGACUGGAAACCACUUCUUGUUCUUCUCUUUGUUUCCACCUUCUGCUCUACAGAUGCACAGCAGACUGCCUGCAGAAAAGCCACGUUGGCAGGUGUUGUUUUUUUUAGUAGAUAUUCAACAAGUAUUGGCCAGGAAAACUUCCAGAAGGUGAAGAACUUCGUCUCUACCUCAGUUUUAAGUCUUUAUGUUGGUCUCGAUGCCAGCUGAGUUGGGCUGGCACAAUACAGUGAUGAGACUUACCAAGAAUUCUUCCUGAAUAAGUAUUUGAAAAGUGAUGUUUUGGAGCAGAUUGAGAAUUUGCCAUAUAGGAGUGGAGAAGCUUACACAGGGAAAGCUCUGGAUUUUGUCAACACAGUGUAUUUCACUGAACCUGCUGGUAGCAAAGCUAAGGGCUAUGUCCUGCAGGUAGCCAUGCUAAUCACUGGUGGAGAAUCAAGUGAUGAAGUUGAAUUGCCUGCCAGGAAACUGAGGAACAGAGGCAUCUCCCGGUAUGUCGUUGGAACUGUUGUCCAGAAUACAAAUGAGCUUCAGCAACUAGCCAGCAAACCUUUUGGUAAAUAUCUGUAUAGCGCUGGUAAUUUUGAUGACCUUCCAGAUUUUUCCGUAAGACUUUGGGGAAACUUUUGUUUUGCAAGUGAAAGUGAGAUAAAAGCAUUUGCGAAACAAUAUGCUGAUGUUAUUUUCUUUGACUCCACUGAGAACAUGAACCUUUCAACCUUUGGGAAAGUAAAACAUUUCAUCUCCCAGAUAGUCAGACAGCCUAACAACUAUAGGAUUGGCCUAGUCCAAUUUAGUGGCAUAGGGCAGGUGGAGUUUUAACUGAACACACAAGAAAAUGAAGAAAAGAUGCUUGACCACAUUCAGCACAGCAUUGCGUUUUCGCAGGAAAACUUUUUCAUGGAUAGUGCUGGAAGCUGGCUCAGUGAAGGCACUCCACAGGUUGUAGUGGUCAUCAAACCCUCUGGAUCCAGAGACAGUAUCAUGGAGGCAGCCUGGAUGUUACAAGGGGCAGAAGAAAAGGUGAGAGCCACCUCUAGCAUGACUUCCCAGAGUUAUGAAGGAGAGAGCAUCGACCUUCUCCAGCAAAACAUUGUCAGUGAUAUGGAAGCCUCACUUCAGAAGCUUUAUGAUCUUGACCCAAGUGUGCCAGCAGCGUGUUCCAGUGCAACUGUUGCAGAUAUUGUGUUUGACUUUGAUUCCAAGCUCUGUCUUGUUAUGACUCUGCCAGCUGAUUGUGACAUAGAUCUUUCUAUAGCAAUUGAUAUUUCAAGGCACGUGCGGCCAGCAUCCACAGUGCUUCUGAAACAGAAAUUGCAAGCAUUCCUCCCCAAGCUUUUACUCCAGAUGAAAUCACUUCCAAAUACCAGCUGUAACGCUAGCUCUCCAGUCAACAUUAGAUUCAAGUUCCAAGUAUUGGCACAGACUAAACAAUUCAUCUUUGACUCUGAUUUUGAAGACUAUAAUGAAGAGAUCAUCCAGAAUUUCUUAGACGCACAAACCACUGUGGACACCUACCUGGAUGCAGACUUCUUACAGGCAAUUGAGGAGAAGUUCUUCAGUGUGACCUCUGCUAAAGUGAAGGUGCUGUUAGUAUUUUCAGAUGGGCUGGAUGAUUCACUGGAAGAUCUCAGAAAAGCAGCUGACUCCCUUCACUUUAAAGGUCUUGAUGCACUUCUAUUAGUUGGCCUGGAUAAUACACAGAACUUGACUGAACUUCGGGAAAUAGAGUUUGGCAGAGGGUUUGGAUACAACGAACCUCUGAGUGUUGGGUUUGCAGACAUUGCAAACAUCUUGCAGAGAAACUUUGAUACUGUUGCAGAAAGGAAAUGCUGUAAAGUUGUUUGUAAAUGCCUUGGAGAAAAUGGUGAUCGCGGUGGCCAGGGAAGUCCUGGAAGGAAGGGAAGCACGGGUUACAGAGGAUCUCCUGGCCAUCCUGGUGAAGAAGGUGGGAUUGGGGAGAGAGGCCCAGCUGGUUUCAAUGGGACUCAAGGAGACAGGGGAUGUCCAGGUGCCAGAGGCCAUAAGGGGGCCAGAGGCUAUAGAGGAACUCAGGGUGAAUAUGGUGAAAGUGGACUUGAUGGCACUGAUGGAGAGCAGGGAGAACAUGGAUUUCCUGGACCUUCUGGAGAAAAAGGCAGCAUGGGAAAGCGGGGCAGAAAAGGCCCCAGAGGAGAACCAGGUGAACGAGGAGAAUCUGGUCUAAGAGGAGAUCAUGGAGAUCCUGGAACUAGCAAUAAUGUUCCUGGUCCUAAGGGUGAAAAGGGAAAGCUAGCACGGCAGGGAGACCCAGGACCACAUGGACUCCAAGGAGAGCAGGGUGAUGCUGGCCCUGAUGGUGCAACAGGUCGAAGAGGCCCUCCAGGCACAAAGGGUGAGCAAGGAGAUCUGGGGGAAGCAGGUUACCCAGGAGACUCUGGUCUUCCAGGCCCACAGGGCCCAAGAGGACUACAAGGGAUCAGAGGACCUCCAGGACCACAAGGCAUGCCAGGCCCUUUGGCUAGUCUGGGGGCCCCAGGUUCACCUGGCUCUGUGGGGAAAUUAGGCGCAAGAGGAGCAAAGGGUGAACCUGGUGACCCUGGAGAGAAGGGCCCAGUGGGACCAGCUGGACAGAGAGGCAUGCCUGGUAUGGAUGGCAGAGAUGCAUACGGUCCUGAAGGAAGCAAAGGAGCAAAGGGAGAAUCUGGAUUCAUAGGAUAUCCUGGUCCAGAGGGAGAAGAUGGAGACCCAGGCGUUCCAGGAGCUGAAGGACCCAAAGGAGUUAGGGGUAGAAGAGGUAAUGCUGGCACACCAGGUUCUCUGGGAGAUCCAGGGGACCAAGGGCCAUCAGGACCUAUGGGUGCCAAGGGACCAAUGGGCACCAUUUUAAUGGAACCUUGUGAACUAGUGAAUUUUACACGAAAAAACUGUCCUUGCUCAUCAGACACAUGUCCAGUUUAUCCAACUGAAGUGGUGUUUGCCUUCGAUAUGUCUGAAGAUGUUACGCCAGCUGCAUUUGAAAGAAUGAGGAACAUUGUUAUGUUAUUGCUGAAGACUGUUAAGAUUAGUGAAAGCAAUUGCCCAACAGGCGCUCGUGUCUCCGUUGUUUCUUUCAAUACCAAUACGCGCUAUCUCAUCCGAUUCUCAGAAUUCCAAAAAAGCAACUUGCUGCUACAAGCUGUCCAAAGAAUACCACUAGAGAGGUCCACUGGAAAACGUAAUAUUGGAGCAGCCAUGAGAUUUGUUGCAAGAAAUGUCUUCAAACGUGUUCGUCAGGGCAUCCUCACAAGGAAAGUUGCCCUAUUUUUUGCCAAUGGUCCAUCACAGAACGAUGUUGCCAUCAGCACAGCUGUACUUGAGUUAAGUGCCUUGGACAUCACUCCAGUGGUUAUUGCCUUCAAUGAAGUGCCAAAUGUCAGACGUGCCUUCUUGAUUGAUGAUACUAGAAGAUUUCAGUUAUUUGUUUGGGAAAGACAACAGGAUGAAAGUUUGGAGAGCAUCACAUAUUGUACACUUUGCUUUGAUAAAUGCAAACCAAGUACCUACUGUGAGGUGCCUUUUUCUCCUCCUGUUCUGAUGGAUAUGGAUAUCACUUACAUCAUAGACAGCUCUCGCAGCAUCAGCAGUGAAGAGUUUCAGAGAGCCAAAGACUUUGUAAGCAACAUGCUAGAUCAGUUUGUUGUUUCCUCACAGCCAAACGAAUCGUAUGGAGGCAUCAGAGUGGCACUGGUGCAGCAGGCUCCCAGGGGCUUCCUGCCUGACAGAAACCAGACCCCUGUGGCCUUGGAGUUUGAUCUAGUCACAUACAGCAAUAAAGAUUUGAUGAAGAAGCAUAUCGAAGAGUCUGUUCACCAACUGGAAGGGCCAUCAGCCAUUGCUUCUGCCCUACAGUGGACAGUUGAAAAUGUAUUCUUUAAAGCCCCCCAACAAAGAAAACACAGGAUCAUAUUUGCAAUAGUUGGAAGCAAAACAAGCACGUGGGACAGAGAGAAGCUGAGAGAGAUUUCACUCGGAGCCAAGUGUCAAGGUUUCACCUUGUUCACUCUUGCGCUUGGCAAUGAUGUGAGUGACAAUGAGCUGAUGGAGCUGUCAAGCUCCCCCACAGACCAGCACUUACUGACACUGGGCAGGGUUUCAACAUCUGAGGUGGUAUAUGCUCAGAGGUUUAGCCGGGCGUUUCUAAAUCUUCUGCAACAAGAAAUGAACAGUUAUCCUUCACCUGAACUUCAAGAAGAGUGUGAAAACUUAGAUCAGGGAGACACACAACAGCAAGUGUCUAUGAUUGAAAGGGUGCCUUUUCCUGGAACUGAUGAAACUGGUUAUGGUCAUGGUUUAGAAGACAUUGAAAGAACUGAAAGUAGAGUCCUGAAGAAUAUUAGAGAUUCCACCACAGAACCUGUAUAUACAAUGCCAGAAAUGAGAUAUGAUUAUGAGGAGAAUGCGUAUUUCACAGAGGAAGAUGCUGAAGGAGAAAAGCCACAAGAGUAUGGUGAAGCUCAGGAGAAGAACGAGGAAAGCUUAGAGGCAACAGUAGAAAGUAGAGCUGCCUAUAGCGAUUAUGAUGCAUGUGACCUUGUUCAAGAUAGUGGAGAAUGUCAGAAUUACCUUCUGAAGUGGUACUACGACAAAGAGCAGAAAAUGUGUGGUCAGUUCUGGUAUGGGGGCUGUGGUGGCAAUAAAAACAGAUUUGAAACGCAAGAAGAAUGUAGAUUCUUGUGUAUAGAGUCUUCCUAG
This is a messenger RNA of Tauraco erythrolophus (red-crested turaco), 4716 nucleotides long. The record is from RefSeq and is a predicted model, not a curated record. Lineage: Eukaryota; Metazoa; Chordata; Aves; Musophagiformes; Musophagidae.